Ipomoea triloba (trilobed morning glory) is the source of this 1616-nucleotide messenger RNA. RefSeq names its product putative late blight resistance protein homolog R1B-17. Bases 224 to 1477 code for a protein of 417 amino acids. The transcript is spliced from 2 exons. Gene Ontology annotation, molecular function: ADP binding. The record is from RefSeq and is a predicted model, not a curated record. Gene Ontology annotation, biological process: defense response to other organism. NCBI's taxonomy places the organism in Eukaryota, Viridiplantae, Streptophyta, Magnoliopsida, Solanales, Convolvulaceae.
AAAGUUAAAUCUCAUCAAUAAUUCAGACCUUAUCCCAUAUCUCAUCAUUAUAUUGCUGCUAUACUCUCUCGUCUCAUUUCUUGCUCAAUAAAUGCUCUGAUCUGAGUUUCAGAAACACUUGAUAAUUUCAACAACUAAUUACUCAGACCUUCAAUCUCUCAUCUGAUAUUACCCAAACCCAAUUCACCAACUCUAUCUUCAAGAAACACUUUAGAGAGGUUCAAUGGAUUUUGAUGUUGUAACCACUCUAAUCGAAAUAGUAGAGCAAGACCUUGUGGAGCCAGAACUACUUUCGAUUUUUGAUGCCGAAGGAAUGAAGGUGGCGCUGCUUCAUAAGAUUGAGUUGUUGUCUGUCAACCUCUGCUUCCUUCAAGCCUGUUUGGAGGAUUGUAAGACAAAAAUGAAUGAUGGGGACACCUGGGCUAAGAUACUGUAUGAAGAUGUCCGAGAUAAAGUUGCUACAAUAUAUGAAAAUUGCAAAAUAAAAUCUAAACUGAGCGAAGUAUACGCGGAAGCUAACUCGGAAGGAUAUGAAGAUGAGUGUUGUCGAAGUCUUCAUUGGACCUUAAACGAUAUGGUGGGAGAUUUUGAGGAACUUGGGAAAUGGAUCCUGAAGGAAAAAAAAAAAAGAACUGCUUUAGAGCUGGAGGAGCAGAACAUCACGGUUUGGGAUACAUACCAAAAUGCUUUAGAGCCUGAGAAUGAAGUGAUUGUAGGAUUCCACAGUGAUAUAAAGACAAUUACUAACUGGCUCUUUUAUUCACACUUGAUGAGAUCAGUUUUCACCAUUUUUAGGAAUAGUAACAUUGAACAGUUCCGGAAAUAUGUUGAAAAAUAUCCCAGUCGAUAUUGUCACAAUGCAGAGCAGAAACUACAAGUUAUCCCAUUCGUCGGGGAAGGAGGCAUUGGAAAAACUACAUUAGCCAAAAGAGUCUAUGGACAUCCAAUUACUAUUGCUUGCUUUCAAAUUCGAGCAUGGGUAGUUGUGUCUCAGGUUCAUAACCUCAAAGAGAUGCUCAUUGGUCGUUGUAUUUCACCAAUAACAAGUGAAAUUUACGACAUAGACGAUGCUCAAAUAGCUGAGCAAUUAUGCAGAAGUUUGAUGGGUCAAAAGUAUUUAAUUUUUUUGGAUGACAUAUGGACCACUGCUGCAUGGGAUGCUAUCCAAGGAUGUUUUCCAGAGAAUUUUAACGGAAGCCAUAUCUUAGUGACUACUCGGUUUACAGAGGUGGCUGAAUACUUAAGUGCAAAUCCCUUCCAUGUGGCGUAUCAAACUUUAAAGGAUCGCUGGGAAUUAGUUUCAAGGAAAGUGUUUGGGCAAAGCAAAUGCGCUCCCAGGGACUAUGAGUUAAUUGGGAAAUGCAUUGUUCUUGGUUGCAGUGGAUUACCGCUAGCAGUUGUUUUGAUUGCUGGACUUUUGGCAACAGCAAAAGAGUCUCUAGAGAUAUGUGAUAAGUGCAUAUUUGAUCAUAUUUAAUCCCCAUAUUUAAGCUUAUUUGUCCACUAGAUUGUAUAAAUUGUGUUCAGUAUAACCUUGAUUUUUUUCACUUUGAUUAAUGUUUGCAACAAUCAUCUUAUUUGGAAUAAAGUAAAGAAAAUUAGGCCGUAUUGCAUUU